Xiphophorus hellerii (green swordtail) is the source of this 825-nucleotide messenger RNA. RefSeq names its product olfactory marker protein b (gene ompb). The record is from RefSeq and is a predicted model, not a curated record. Bases 173 to 649 code for a protein of 158 amino acids. NCBI's taxonomy places the organism in Eukaryota, Metazoa, Chordata, Actinopteri, Cyprinodontiformes, Poeciliidae. Gene Ontology annotation, biological process: sensory perception of smell; signal transduction. The transcript has a single exon.
UCUGUACCCUCCCUCUGUUCUUUAACACUGCUUAGGCGUGAAGUCAUGCAAACUGUGGCAGUCAGCAGAAAGAGACGGAGAUUAAGAGAUAGUGGACAGAGAAAAAGUCCACACACAGAAGCCGAUUUUAAUCCAGCCUGCAGUUGUUGUCGACCGCUAGUCCUGUGGGAGGAUGUCUACAAAGACUGAACUGCAUUUCCGGCUGGACAGCCAGCUGACAGAGGUGAUGCGCCUGCGGGUCCAGUCCCUGCAGCAGCGCAGCCAGAAGCGGCAGGAGGGCGAGCGCUUGCUGAGGCCCAACGAGGCUGUGUACAGGCUGGACUUCUCCAAGCAGUCGCUCCGCUUCUCCCACUGGACGGUGCGGCUGGCGCAGCCAGGGCGCCUCACCAUCACGGCCACCUCGCAGCUCUGGACGCCGGAUCUCACCAACCUGAUGACGCGCCAGCUGCUGGAGCCCGUCGGUGUGUUCUGGAGAACGGCUGCCGAGGACGCGCCCGCUCAGUGCUACGAGGCAGACGCGGCUGAGUUCGGGGAGAGGAUCGCAGAACUGGCCAAGGUGAGGAAAGUGAUGUACUUCCUGUUUGCUUUUGCAGAAGGAUGCAGCCCUGAGAGUGUCGACUGCUCCAUCACCUUCAUGGUGGACGCUUAAGACAUGCGACGAACUGAAAGAACUCAAACGUUUUACCUUUCUUGUGUCAUAAACUAGUGAUGACACAAUUUUAUGAAUUGUUAUUUUGUGAAUUCAAGAAAAUUUGGGACCAAAUCUGUUGUUUGCUUUUUAUCUCUGCAGCCAUUAAUGAUGGGAAUAAAUACAGUUAAAUCAAA